Molecule: messenger RNA, 234 nt
Organism: Pelobates cultripes (western spadefoot toad)
Lineage: Eukaryota; Metazoa; Chordata; Amphibia; Anura; Pelobatidae
Source: the annotation of a GenBank genome assembly
AUGGGGCAGGUUGAACAUCAAGUGGCUGCCUAUGCGGACGAUAUUCUAUUUUUCCUAGAGCAGCCGAGAACCUCCAUUCCAAACCUCCUAGAAGCCUUCCGGAAGUAUAACUUGGUGUCUAACCUAAAACUCAACUUGAGCAAAUCUGAAGCUAUGCCAGUGACGAGAGCCCCCAAACAUCUACACAAACUCCUCUCGCAAUUCCCGUUCAAACUCCGUGAGGACAAACUUUGA